This is a messenger RNA of Urocitellus parryii (Arctic ground squirrel), 2217 nucleotides long. RefSeq names its product zinc finger protein 282 (gene Znf282). Gene Ontology annotation, molecular function: RNA polymerase II transcription regulatory region sequence-specific DNA binding; DNA-binding transcription factor activity, RNA polymerase II-specific. Lineage: Eukaryota; Metazoa; Chordata; Mammalia; Rodentia; Sciuridae. Gene Ontology annotation, biological process: regulation of transcription by RNA polymerase II. The record is from RefSeq and is a predicted model, not a curated record. Gene Ontology annotation, cellular component: nucleus.
UGCGCGCCCGGCCCUGCCCCGGACGGCGCCCGCCGCCCUUCGCGGGCCGACUGAGGCUCGCGGCAGGCCUCCUGCUCCGCCGCAGGGCGAUCGCCUCGUCCAGGUUACACCGCAGCCAGGUGGACGACAGGAUCGCAAAAUGUUUCAGCGCCAUCUCUCCCAAGUAUAAUGAGCCACCCACUUUUCCUCGGCACCGGUGCGAUCCUGGGAAGGGACUGUGGGGAGGUGACUUGGUCGUCUUGGGUCGGCGAACUUGGCCGCAUAUUGGAGUCCUGUGAGCAGCUCCGAAGACAACUGACGCCGCCCAAGCCGCGUCCCUGAACGGCUCAAGAAUGGGACAUGGAUGCCCGGCGACCAAUGCCUUUUCAGUUCCCACCCUUCCCAGAUAGGGCGCCUGUCUUCCCUGACCGCAUGAUGCGGGAGCCCCAGUUGCCCACGGCGGAGAUCUCACUCUGGACCGUGGUGGCUGCCAUUCAGGCUGUGGAGAGGAAGGUGGACGCCCAAGCCAGUCAGCUGCUGAACCUGGAGGGACGCACGGGGACCGCGGAGAAGAAGCUGGCCGACUGCGAGAAGACGGCCGUGGAGUUCGGCAACCACAUGGAGAGCAAGUGGGCCGUGCUGGGCACCCUGCUGCAGGAGUACGGGCUGCUGCAGCGGCGGCUGGAGAACCUGGAGAACCUGCUGCGCAACAGGAAUUUCUGGGUCCUGMGGCUGCCCCCCGGCAGCAAGGGGGAGGCACCCAAGGUCCCUGUGACUUUUGUCGACAUUGCGGUUUACUUCUCUGAGGACGAGUGGAAGAACCUGGAUGAGUGGCAGAAGGAGCUCUACAACAACCUGGUUAAGGAGAACUACAAAACUCUGAUGUCCCUGGACACAGAUGGCCCCGUGCCCAAGCCAGAUGCUCCAGCCCCGGUGGAGCCUAGGGAAGAGCCUUGCGUGUGGGAACAACGUCACCCUGAAGAGAGAGAAAUCCCAGUAGAUACAGACACAGGAACAGAACCCCUGGUGCCUGCACAGGAUGCAUCCUCCCAAGUGAAGCGAGAAGGAGCUCUGUGUGUCCGGGGCCAGCGGGGCCUGGAGGAAAGAGCCAUCCCCACAGAAUCUAUCACGGACUCCCCCAUCUCUGCCCAGGACCUCUUGUCCCGGAUUAAGCAGGAAGAACAGCAGUGCGUAUGGGACCAGCAGGAUUUGGCAGAAAGAGAUAUUCCCACAGACCCCAAUUCAGAGUCUCUCAUCUCGGCACAUGACAUUUUGUCCUGGAUCAAGCAGGAGGAGCAGCCGUAUCCUUGGGGCCCUCGAGACACAAUGGAAGGAGAGCUUGGACUGGACUCUGGCCCCAGUGACAGCCUGCUACUGGUGAAGAACCCACCCCAGGCCCCUGCUCAGCCCCAGCCKCAGCCUCAGCCUCCCCAGCAGAGCCUGCCGGCAUUGGCAGUGCCUGAGAACCCUGGUGGCCCCGGGAGCCGGGGGCUGCUGGAUGAGGGCUUUCCAGCCCUCCCAGGGGAGCGCACUGUGGGCGAGGCGCCACUAGGUGGGGAUGGCAGUGCAGGGAGCAGUGGCAGCGGAGGUGGCGGUGGUAGCGGUGGUGGCGGUGGUGGUGGAGGCGGCGGCGGCGGCAGUGGCACUGGUGGUGGCACUGGUGCAGGUGGAGGCUGUGGCAGCUGCUGCCCCGGUGGUUUGCGGCGGAGCCUCUUGGCACAUGGUGCACGCAGCAAACCCUACUCGUGCCCCGAGUGYGGCAAGAGCUUCGGCGUGCGUAAGAGCCUCAUCAUCCACCACCGCAGCCACACCAAGGAGCGGCCCUAUGAAUGCGCCGAGUGCGAGAAGAGCUUCAACUGCCACUCGGGCCUCAUCCGCCACCAGAUGACGCACCGAGGUGAACGGCCCUACAAAUGCUCCGAGUGCGAGAAGACCUACAGCCGCAAGGAGCACCUGCAGAACCACCAGCGGCUGCACACAGGCGAGCGGCCCUUCCAGUGCGCGCUCUGUGGGAAGAGCUUCAUCCGCAAGCAGAACCUGCUCAAGCACCAGCGCAUCCACACGGGCGAGCGGCCCUAUACUUGCGGAGAGUGCGGAAAGAGCUUCCGCUACAARGAGUCACUCAAGGACCACCUGCGUGUGCACAGUGGCGGCCCGGGCCUUAAUGCCCCUCGGCCGCUCCAGGCCCCACCCGAGCGAGACUAGGGCUGGGCUGGGGGCGGGGGAGGGCCAGAAUGG